Molecule: messenger RNA, 1245 nt
Organism: Vicia villosa (hairy vetch)
Lineage: Eukaryota; Viridiplantae; Streptophyta; Magnoliopsida; Fabales; Fabaceae
Exons: 1
Coding region: 1-1245 (414 amino acids)
Molecular function (GO): zinc ion binding; nucleic acid binding
Source: RefSeq, a predicted model, not a curated record
AUGGUUGAACAAACAAACUUCAUUGCUGAAGGAGGAUCAUCCCACAGACCUCCACUCUUCAAUGGAAUUGACUACUACUUCUGGAAAGGUAAAAUGAGACUCUUUCUCUUAUCUGAAGAUAUAAAUAUGUGGUCCAUCAUUGAAACAAGAAACUUCACUCCAAUGACUGCUCCAACUGAUGCUGCUCCUGCUGCCCCUAAACCUCAAGCGUCAUGGACCCCUGAAGAGAAAAACCAGGUACUCUUUAACUCAAAAGCUCAAUUUAUUUUAUCAUGUGCUCUUAGCAGAGAAGAAUACGAUAGAAUUGAGGAAUGUAACACUGCCAACGAGAUCUGGGACAAACUCAAAAUUCACCAUGAAGGAACAAGUCAUGUUAAAGAAGAAAGUAUAGAUAUGGGAGUAAGAAAAUUUGAAACAUUUGAAAUGAAAGAAGAUGAAACCAUAGACAAAAUGUUCUCCUGGUUUACAAUUAUUAUUAAUGAAUUAAGAUCUCUUGGAAAAACUUACUCUCCUCAUGAGAGAAUAAGAAAAUUACUUAGAUGUCUUCCUAAAGUAUGGAGACCAAUGGUCACUGCUAUAAACCAAGCUAAAGAUCUGACAAAUCUACCAGUUGAGGAACUUGUUGGUUCUCUUUGUGCUCAUGAAUGUAUCAUUCUAGAAGAUAAACCACAAAAGAAAGAAAAAUCAAUUGCUCUCAAGGCUGCUAAAAACUCAAAAGAAACUCAAAUAAAAAUUGAGGAGUCAAAUGAAUCACCUUCUGAAGAUGGGGAUGAUUUAGCACUCAUAUCUAAACGCAUUCAGCAACUGGUAUUUCGAAGAGGACAAAACAAACGACCAUUUCGAAGAGAUCCCCAAAAGGCUGAGAUAGAUAAAAGCAAAAUCACAUGUUAUGGAUGUCACAAAGUUGGACACUUCAAAACUGAGUGUCCUCAACAAAAAAGGUUCGUCAAAGGUACACCAUUCAAAAAGAAAUCAAUGAUGGCUUCAUGGGAUGUCUCUGAGAACUCAAACUCACACACUGACGAAGAAGAAUCAAAUAUAUGCCUUAUGACAACCUCUGAAUCCGAAGUAAGUCCUCUUAUCUCCUAUAAUACUUGUCAUGAAAUGAAUUUUAGGUUUGACAAUCUGCUAGAGGAUUCAAACCUCUUAACUCAAAAAUGUCUUUUUCAAAAAGAACAAAUUUCAAACUUAAUCAAAGAAAAGGAAGAUUUAAAAAAACCAUUAACAAACAAUCUAUCACAAUAA